AGAUGGUUGCUCAUGUGACCUUUUCCAUUUCGCCAUUUUCCUCUACUACACCGGCGCUCUUGCUGGCAGCUACGUUGUCGCCCCUUCCUAGUGUUUUAAAUUGUCCAAAGCUGACUGUAGGAAAAGGGGAAAACUUGACAGAAAAAAGAUAGUCUGCCUUGUAGCUGUAUAGCCCCGAGAAAAGUGCUAGAAUGUCUUCUGACGAGAGCCCUGAGUACUCGCCUUUCUUCGCUGUGAUGGGAGCUUCUGCGGCCAUGGUCUUCAGCGCAUUAGGUGCAGCAUAUGGGACAGCGAAGAGCGGCACAGGCAUCGCUGCCAUGUCUGUGAUGCGGCCAGAGCUCAUCAUGAAGUCCAUCAUCCCCGUGGUCAUGGCUGGUAUCAUAGCCAUCUACGGGCUGGUAGUGGCUGUGCUGAUAGCAAACAACAUAUCUGAGAGGGUCACCCUUUACAAGAGUUUCCUGCAUCUCGGUGCUGGUCUGAGUGUGGGCCUGAGUGGUCUGGCGGCCGGGUUUGCCAUUGGCAUUGUGGGCGACGCCGGUGUGAGAGGCACCGCCCAGCAGCCCCGGCUUUUCGUGGGCAUGAUCCUGAUCCUGAUUUUUGCUGAGGUGCUGGGGCUUUACGGCCUCAUUGUAGCCCUCAUCCUAUCUACAAAAUAAUAGGUGUCCGCAUCAAACACCAUCUCAUUCAUUCCACAUCAAAGCAGCAAGAACAAAUAGGAGAUUUUCACCUACUUUCCAUUACACCCCAUGGGUCUGACAGGAUGGGAUGGCAACAGAAACAAGUUGGCUUGACAGCAGUGUCCUCAGUAGGUGUGAUCUAUCCAUAUUGUUUAAAGCCAUCCAGUUGUGUCAGGUCUUGUGAGUACUGAACGGGCAUGAACAUGUAUUGGUUGUUGUGGGAUGAUGUGUGGACAGUCUGCUUGAUAUUUUUUUUUUUUUUUUACUUUUUUCCCCUCCCUGAUCUUAACCUGUACAGUGAUCCAUACUCCCUCCACCCCCUGUUAAUGUAGUAGCCAGUCUGUGCUGUGAGUGUGAGUAUCAACGUUUACCCCGCUGCCCAUUCACCUCUUUUGUUUUUUGUUGUCUGUUGUUAGGUUUGUCACUUUGAGAUUGCUGAAGAUUCAUGCACAUUAGUAUUUUAUUUGAUCAUGUUUUUUUGGGGACCUUUUUUUUUAUCACAAUGGUGAGGAGCUGUCAAUACAUAUUUUUUGUCACUCUUUAUGGAAAGUUAUGAAGAUUUUGACUUAAUGAAACUGUCUAAAUGGAACACUGUUUAUUGAAUACCCUAUACAUAUAUAUAUAUAUAAAAUAUAUAAAUUAUCUGUGUAUAGUUAGAUUAAUUGCACUGUGGGUAAUUGUUCUAAGUGCUUGGAAUUCCUCUGGAUGUAGUGUGAUUAUUAAUGGAGGAUGUCCACAUGUUGACAGUGUGUGUGCGCGUGUGAAUGACCUGAGUGAAUAAUGUGUGUGUAAGUCUUUAUGUUUAAUAUGACAUUCUCAAACACUAGCAUUGUUUACCUGUAGUGCUGCGGUCUUGAUUUUUCUGUUUGUUUUGUUUAAGAUGAGAGCUCACUGUUUAGCCAUGCCUGUCAGAUUUCCAAAUAAAACUCAACCUCCUCCAGAACAU
Etheostoma cragini (Arkansas darter) is the source of this 1623-nucleotide messenger RNA. It is a transcript of the gene atp6v0ca, whose product is annotated as ATPase H+ transporting V0 subunit ca. Gene Ontology annotation, biological process: proton transmembrane transport. The transcript has 3 exons. Gene Ontology annotation, cellular component: proton-transporting V-type ATPase, V0 domain. Gene Ontology annotation, molecular function: proton-transporting ATPase activity, rotational mechanism. Bases 192 to 656 code for a protein of 154 amino acids. Lineage: Eukaryota; Metazoa; Chordata; Actinopteri; Perciformes; Percidae. The record is from RefSeq and is a predicted model, not a curated record.